Messenger RNA from Drosophila persimilis, 1059 nucleotides. It is a transcript of the gene AIMP2, whose product is annotated as probable aminoacyl tRNA synthase complex-interacting multifunctional protein 2. The transcript has 5 exons. The record is from RefSeq and is a predicted model, not a curated record. Lineage: Eukaryota; Metazoa; Arthropoda; Insecta; Diptera; Drosophilidae. Gene Ontology annotation, cellular component: aminoacyl-tRNA synthetase multienzyme complex. The coding region runs from base 1 to 1005 and encodes 334 amino acids.
AUGUACGAAUUGAAAACAUUAUUGCCGCAAUUCGACAUUAAGCUGCCCACCUGCAUGUACGAACUCAAGAACGUUAGCCUGUCGGCUGACCCUGCCACUUCCAUAUCAUCAGGCGGCUGCAAGGGUCAACUCAGGCUUUUCCAGAGCGCAUCGGAGUUCAGCAGCAGCAUCAAUUCAAGAAAUUCAGUCACAUGUGCUCUUGAUUUGGACAUUUUAGGCCGACAAAUACAACAUCUGCUAAAGCAGGACGAUACGGCAUCGAUAGCAAUGCGCCAAGAGAAAGUUCUCCAGCAACUCGAAGCGCUCAAGGCGCAGUUGGGAAAAAUUCGAGCUGAUCUAGGCGUUUGCGGCAAGACGGUGCAGCACACAACCGCCUACCAGAACGGUGGACUAAAAGAGGUGCCACUCCAAGACAUUGUAAUCAAUGGUCAUCCCAACUUCAUUCCCUACGCACUGUUGGCAUUGAAGAAUGCUUGGAGGGAUCUGUACACGGUGAAUGUGAAGACCUUCACACAUUCGACCAUGGCGGACAUUGGACCGGCAGCUCGUGAAUUUGAGGCAAAGCUGGCCAAGAUUCCAGUGAACAAUGCUCUGCCCAAUAUCAAUGUAACUCUCAUUUGGAAAAACUGCGAGCACACGGAGAUGAUCAGCUCACCCACCAUGUAUGUGCCCAUUUAUGGCGAAGUGAAUGUAAUUCGGUAUUUGGGCCGUGUGGGACCCGUCGAAUAUCGCUACGAGGGCUCUCCGCUCUGCAAUGAGAUCGAUCUCGUCCUCGACAUUUGCUAUCAGCUCUUGCGCUGCAGCACCCACAAAGCUCAAGUAGCCAUGGUGAGGCUACUGGACAAGCGUCUGCAGCAGCAGCAAUAUUUCGGUGGCUCCCAGAUGUCUGUAGCUGAUAUCGGUGUCUAUAGCUCGCUGAUACGUAUUCCAGCCAUUACCGACAAGGAUCUGACGCCGGCGCUUCUGGCAUGGCGGAAACGGGCUAAGCUGGUCACACAAAUAUAAAUUAUCAAAUCGACAAAGCGAAUAAACAACCAUUCUCGGGGCUCUCAAACACGA